GUCGAGCGGCGAAAGUGGCAGCCGGUGGCUCCUGGGGCCAUAUCCCGCGAGGUCGCCCCCGAACUAUUUCUCUGCGUGUCCUCUGGAUCUUCCCUGAGUCUCCCAGAGCCGCGUAGUGAGGAGAAGUCUCCAUCAUCAUGGGGGGAGGAGACCUGAAUUUGAAGAAGAGCUGGCACCCACAGACCCUCCGCAAUGUGGAGAAAGUGUGGAAGGCUGAGCAGAAGCAUGAGGCUGAGCGCAAGAAGAUUGAGGAGCUUCAGCGGGAGCUGCGAGAGGAGAGGGCCCGGGAAGAGAUGCAGCGCUACGCGGAGGAUGUCGGGGCUGUCAAAAAAAAAGAAGAAAAAUUGGACUGGAUGUACCAGGGUCCUGGUGGCAUGGUGAACCGUGACGAGUACCUGCUGGGGCGCCCUAUUGACAAAUACGUUUUUGAGAAGAUGGAGGAGAAGGAGGCAGGCUGCUCUUCUGAGACAGGACUCCUCCCAGGCUCUAUUUUUGCCCCGUCGGGUGCCAAUUCCCUUCUUGACAUGGCCAGCAAAAUCCGGGAGGACCCGCUCUUCAUCAUCAGGAAGAAGGAAGAGGAGAAGAAAAGAGAGGUAUUGAAUAAUCCCGUGAAAAUGAAGAAAAUCAAAGAGUUGUUGCAAAUGAGUCUGGAAAAAAAGGAGAAGAAGAAAAAGAAAGAUAAGAAAAAGAAGCACAAGAAACACAAGCACCGAAGCUUGAGUAGCGAUCGUUCCAGCAGUGAGGAUGAGCACAGCCGGGGGAGGUCUCAAAAGAAGAUGGCAAAUUCUACCCCUGUUUUAUACAAAGUCCCCGGAUAUGGCUUACAGGUCAGGGACUCUGAUCGUAACCAGAGACUGCAGGGUCCUCUGAUGGGCAAGCAAAAGGGAGACCAUGGGAGGAGGAACCAUUCCAGGUCCAGAAGCUCUUCCCACUCACCCUCCAGACAUGCCAGCAGGAAGAGCACCAGGGAAGCAGGGGCUCAGGACAGGAGGUCACGAUCCCCAAGGCCCAGCAAACCGCACAACUCUAAGGUAAACAGAAGAGAGAGAGGCGAAACUAAGAGCCCAUCACCUAAAAAAGAGGUCUACCAAAGGCGGCACACUGCUGGAUAUACCAGAAAACUGUCAGCAGAGGAAAUAGAGCGAAAACGGCAAGAGAUGAUGGAAAACGCCAAGUGGCGGGAGGAGGAGAGACUGAACGUCCUCAGGAGGCAUGCUAAGGAUGAAGAACGGGAGCAGAGGCUGGAGAAGCUGGACUCCCGGGAUGGGAAGUUUAUCCACCGCAUGAAGCUAGAGAGCGCGUCUACUUCCUCCCUGCAGGAUCGGCUGAAGCGGAACAUCUACUCCCUACAGAGGACCUCGGUAGCACUGGAGACGAGCUUUACGAGAAGAUGACACCUGCCCUCUCUCUUACUGGCUUUCCUGAGUCUUCCAGGAAGGCUGCUGACCCCCUAAAAAUUCUCUUUAUAAGAGUUCACAUGACUUCUUCCACAGAUGUCACAUGACCACUGUUCAAAGUGACCCUCUUCCACCAAUUCCUGAAACAGCUCACUUCCUUGGAGAACAAGUGUGACUUGUUUUUUGGGUCCCUUAGUAACUUUUGCCAGGUGCAGAGUGGGUUUUGUCUGUGUUUUUUAAUCAGGGGGCACUGGACGCUGCUGGUGUGAGUCCUCAGCCUGCUGGAAGGCUGCUCCCUGGGCUUAGGAUAGGAUGCCACCUUCCCUCCCACCUAUGUGAACACCCCUGUUCCACGCUUCAGUGUAGACCAGACCUUUCAGGAACCUCUCCCUUCAGAGUCACUCAGAUAGAUUGUGCUUACUGGGACAAAUGAACAUUUACUUGAGUUAGUAGAUAAUGUGACAGGAUGAAGUUAGGGCAGAGCCAAGGGAGUAACAAAGAAUCUGGAAGAGAAAACAAUACAAAAAGCCCUAAAUGAACUGUUAACUAUUUUGUCUUUAGAACUAUAAAAGCGUAGUGUGUAUAUGUACAAAUGUAUAAUUUUUACAUGCUUUUUUUAAAGUUAGCUUUGUGAGAAUAUCUUGUUUGGUCAGUGACUUUACUGUGUAAUAGAACCCCAUCAAACCUUGUUAUUGAGUAAUAAAAUAAAGCAGGUGAGCUCAUUUUUCUCUCUGAAUCCAGUGGGUGUAGGAGGAACCUGGGUUUAUUGAUAGGGUCUAGGGUAGCUAUCCUUCCCCACUGCUGUCUCCAAUGUAGGCAGUGCAGUUGUAUAGCCAAAUAAUUUCAGCAAUCAAGAUCAAAUUGCCAA
Cynocephalus volans (Philippine flying lemur) is the source of this 2265-nucleotide messenger RNA. It is a transcript of the gene CWC25, whose product is annotated as CWC25 spliceosome associated protein homolog. Lineage: Eukaryota; Metazoa; Chordata; Mammalia; Dermoptera; Cynocephalidae. Gene Ontology annotation, cellular component: U2-type spliceosomal complex. Gene Ontology annotation, biological process: mRNA splicing, via spliceosome. The coding region runs from base 138 to 1394 and encodes 418 amino acids. The record is from RefSeq and is a predicted model, not a curated record. The transcript is spliced from 10 exons.